AAAUCUGUGGAAUCUGGCCAGAUUCCAGCGUCCCGACAUCCUCACUGGGGGCAGGAAUCCCUUCCCUCCCUGCUAGCUCAAAAAACUGAGAUUUAAAGGGUCACACGGAAAGAAACCUGUUAUUUUUCCUCCGCAGAGGACUCUCUGCUUUAUAAAACAUAUUUCGUUGCUUGAAUGCUUCAUUAGAAUCCCCAAAUCCUGGAGUGGUGGGGUGGGAAGGGCCCUUUGGAGCUCGUCCGGUCCCAGCUCCAGCUAAAGCAGGAUCACCUCACGCUGGCUGCACAGGAGCAUGCCCAGGCAGGUUUGGAUUUCUCCAGAGAAGGAGACUCCACACCUCCCUGGGGAGCUGCUUCCAGUGCUCCAGCACCCACACAGGAAAGAAGUUUCUCCUCAUGUCCAGAAGUCUUCAAGCGGGUGAAGUCGUCCAGACUUUGGCGGCGCUGGGUCCUGAACGCGGAGGUGUCGGAAAAAGCAGGGAGAAACACAAGCUAUUGAUCCAGCAGCGCCUCUCCCUCGGGGUCCAUCUGUGCAGUCUCUUGCUGAUGUACCUGCUCUAACAGCGCCAGAGGGACCCAGGAGCAGCCAUCCACAGGGCCCUCGGCAGGGAGCCUCCACCAGGAAGCAGGAUGAAGAUCGUGGUAGCCAAAGUGCUGUGUCUGUUUGGCAUCUUCAUCCUCAUGCUGGCUGGAUCCCUCCUCCCUGUCAAGAUAAUUGAGGCCGAUUAUGAGAAGGCUCAUCGCUCCAAGAAGGUUCUUGCCCUCUGCAAUUCGUUUGGAGGAGGGGUCUUCCUGGCCACCUGCUUCAAUGCCUUGCUGCCGGCUGUGAGAGAAAAGCUCAGUGAAGUCCUCAAGCAGGGGAAUGUGACCACGGACUACCCAGUGGCCGAGACCAUCAUGAUGGUUGGCUUCUUUGUGACCAUCUUUGUGGAGCAGCUCAUCUUGACGUUCCAGAAGGAAAAGCCCGCCUUCAUUGACUUAGAGACCUUCAAUGCUGGUUCGGAUGUUGGGAGUGACUCUGAAUAUGAGAGUCCCUUCAUCGCAUCUUCCCGAGGGCGCACGUUGUACAGUGAACACGGUCACCACUCCCACACCCAUGGGCUGAAUAUCCAGGAGCUCUCCCGCUCCAGCCCCUUGCGGCUCAUCGGGCUGGUGUUUGCGUUGUGUACGCACUCCAUUUUUGAGGGACUGGCCCUGGGCUUGCAGGAGGAGGGUGGAAAAGUCGUCAGCUUGUUCCUAGGAGUUGCCAUUCACGAGACACUGGUAGCAGUGGCAUUGGGCAUCAGCAUGGCCAAAGCCUCCCUGCCACUGAAGGACGCUGUGAAGGUGGCUGUGACUGUGAGCCUGAUGAUUCCUCUGGGAAUUAGCAUUGGGAUGGGGAUUGAGAGCACUCAAAACGCAGCCAGCAACAUUACUUCCCUGCUCCUGCAAGGCAUCGCAGGGGGCACUUUCUUGUUUAUCACCUUCUUUGAGAUCCUUGCAAAGGAGUUGGAAGACAAGAACAACCGUCUCUUGAAGGUUCUUUUCCUGGUGCUGGGCUACGUGGCUUUGGCUGGGCUGGUCUUCUUCAAGUGGUGAGCACCAAA
This is a messenger RNA of Cuculus canorus (common cuckoo), 1582 nucleotides long. RefSeq names its product solute carrier family 39 member 3 (gene SLC39A3). Gene Ontology annotation, molecular function: zinc ion transmembrane transporter activity. Gene Ontology annotation, biological process: zinc ion transmembrane transport. The transcript has 4 exons. The coding region runs from base 627 to 1574 and encodes 315 amino acids. The record is from RefSeq and is a predicted model, not a curated record. Gene Ontology annotation, cellular component: plasma membrane. NCBI's taxonomy places the organism in Eukaryota, Metazoa, Chordata, Aves, Cuculiformes, Cuculidae.